Letharia columbiana is the source of this 597-nucleotide messenger RNA. RefSeq lists its product as uncharacterized. Lineage: Eukaryota; Fungi; Ascomycota; Lecanoromycetes; Lecanorales; Parmeliaceae. Gene Ontology annotation, biological process: negative regulation of protein kinase activity. Gene Ontology annotation, molecular function: protein kinase binding; protein kinase inhibitor activity; double-stranded RNA binding. Gene Ontology annotation, cellular component: nucleolus. The transcript has a single exon. Bases 1 to 597 code for a protein of 198 amino acids. The record is from RefSeq and is a predicted model, not a curated record.
AUGUCAGAACCCAUCCCAGAAUCCAUCCCCACCUCCUCCGAUCCCCGCUCCAAACGCCCCCUCAAACGCCGUGCCCUCACCCCCGUCACACAGCAAGCCUCGCAAGUCGACGCCCUCUUCGCCAAACCCGACCGCGACAUCCCCAUCCCCUCCUCCACCGCCCUCGCAAAGAAAUCUACCCUCUCCGCCCCUCCCGAAAUUGUCGCCAACGUCCAAGGCUCCAGCGCCGGAGCGGGCAGCGGGGAGUUCCAUGUGUACAAAGCGAGUCGGAGGAGGGAAUAUGAGAGGGUGAAGAUGAUGGAUGAGGAGGUGGCGAGGGAGAAGGCGGAUGAGGAGUUUGAGAGGAAGAAGGAGGAGACGAGGAAGAAGGAUGAGGAGAAAACGGGGAAGAAUAGGAAGAGGAGGGAGAAGAAGAAGAACAAGGGCAAGGAUGGGAACGGAGAGGCCGACCAUGACAACCAAGGAGGAAACAUGAAUGGGAUGUCAAAGCUUGAUCGUGUUACUCUUCCCGGACUGAAGCAGGAUGUAGAGUCAGGGGAUGAACUACCUGCUACGACUGCUGAAGAUGUUGGGGUCAUCAUUCACGAUGACGAUUGA